This is a messenger RNA of Fundulus heteroclitus (mummichog), 4975 nucleotides long. Its product is annotated as NACHT, LRR and PYD domains-containing protein 4E. The coding region runs from base 350 to 3823 and encodes 1157 amino acids. The record is from RefSeq and is a predicted model, not a curated record. The transcript has 12 exons. Gene Ontology annotation, molecular function: protein binding. Lineage: Eukaryota; Metazoa; Chordata; Actinopteri; Cyprinodontiformes; Fundulidae.
CUGCAGGAGCAGGAGCUGCUCAGUCAGGGGACAUUAUCUAAGGAAGCGGUGGGUUUUAGACCCAAGGUAGACACAGAAAACAGCCAAGUAGAUGAAAAGGGGUUGAGAGAGAAAGAUGUAAAAUGUACCUCAGCCUAUAGUUGGAAACAAUUCUUUUCCUGUUUCUAUUUGGAGAACCAGCUGUGAUUUUGCAUUAGGUCCGUUGUAGUACAGUUGCUGUAAAAGGUUGACAUGCCAACUAUCAACAGUACAGAACAAAGAUGAGAAGUCCAGAUGUUGACUGACUGGGACAUCAGUAGUGCUUAAUCUAUGAAAGUGAAGGUGUGUGAGCUUCUGUGAACUGAGCACCAUGGACCAGGGUGACGAAGACAGAGAGGAUGGAGUCCCUCCCUCUAAACCCACUCUGAGUAGGGGACAGGAGGACCAGAGGAUUAAACCCAAACCUGAUGCUAAACCAGAACCUGCACCUGAAAGAGAGCCCAGCUGUCUGUCCUUGAAGAGCAACAAGUCAAGUGGACGAUUAACUGAUUUUAAAUUAGACAAACCUUUGGGAACAAAGAGGAAGAGACCUGGAUCAGAACCUGGAUCUGAACCAGGACCCAGCUGCCUGUCCUUGAAGAGCAACAAGUCAAGUGGGCGAUUAACUGAUUUUAAAUCAGACCAACCUUUGGGAGCAAAGAGGAAGAGACCUGGAUCAGAACCUGGAUCUGAACCUGGAUCUGAACCAGGACCCAGCUGCCUGUCCUUGAAGAGCAACAAGUCAAGUGGACGAUUAACUGAUUUUAAAUCAGACCAACCUUUGGGAACAAAGAGGGUGGACGAGCAGACCUCCAAGGUUUCCAGUGGUCUGUCUGCCCAGCAGCAUCAAACACAGCUGGACUCCAUAUUUAUGGCCCUAAAGGACAACAUUUUCGCUUUUGAGAAGAAUGAGCUGAAGAAGAUCCAGAAGGUUCUCAGCAUUGAUGACAAAGAAACCAUAAAAUGCCAGAGAAAAGGUGAAGUGCUGGAGGAUGAAGAUGAAAAACAAAGGAACAGCAGAGAGGCAUUUCUGAAGAUCGCAGUAAACUUCCUGAAGACGAUGAAUCAGGAGGGGCUUGCUGACCUUCUGCAGAGCAGAUCUUCAGUUAUGUGCAUUCAUAACCUCAAAUCUAACCUGAAGAGAAACUUUCAAUGUGUGAUGGAGGGCAUUGCUAAAGCAGGAAACCCAGCCCUCCUGAACCAGAUCUACACAGAGCUCUACAUCACAGAGGGAGGGACUGGAGAGGUCAAUGAUGAACAUGAGGUCAGACAGAUUGAAGCAGCAUCCAGGAAAAAGAGACCAGAAACCAUAAUCAAACUAGAAGACAUCUUUAAAGUCCCACCGGGAAGAGAUCAACCAAUCAGAACAGUGGUGACCAAAGGAGCAGCUGGCAUUGGGAAAACAGUCUUAACCCAGAAGUUCACUCUGGACUGGGCUGAAGGCAAAGUCCACCAGAACUUCCACUUCAUAUUUCCAUUCUCCUUCAGAGAGCUGAAUGUGUUGAAAGAGAAAAGGUUCAGCUUGGUGGACCUUAUUCAUUAUUUCUUUAAUGAAACCAAAGAAAUCUGCAGCUUUGAACACUUCCAGGUUCUGUUCAUCAUUGACAGUCUCGAUGAGAGUCGACUUCCUCUGGACUUCCAGAACCAGGAGAUCCUGACUGAUCCCACAGAGUCCACCUCAGUGGAUGUUCUGCUGACAAACCUCAUCAGGGGAAAACUGCUUCCCUCUGCUCGCCUCUGGAUAACCACACGACCUGCAGCAGCCAAUCAGAUCCCUCCUGAGUGUGUUGGCAUGGUAACGGAGGUCAGAGGGUUCACUGACCCACAGAAGGAGGAGUACUUCAAGAAGAGAUUCAGAGAUGAAGAGAAAGCCAGAAGGAUCAUUUCCCACAUCAAGACAUCAAGAAGCCUCCACAUCAUGUGCCACAUCCCAGUCUUCUGCUGGAUGACUGCUACGGUUCUGGAGGAGAUGUUGGAGACCAACAAGAGGGCAGUACUACCUAGGACCCUGACUGAGAUGUACAUCCACUUCCUAGUGGUUCAGACCAAAAUGAAGAAGGUCAAGUAUGAUGGAGGAGCUGAAACAGAUCCUCACUGGAGUCCAGAGAGCAGGAAGAUGAUUGAGUCUCUGGGAAAACUGGCUUUUGAUCAGCUGCAGAAAGGAAACCUGAUCUUCUAUGAAUCAGACCUGACAGAGUGUGGCAUCGAUAUCAGAGCAGCCUCAGUGUACUCAGGAGUGUUCACACAGAUCUUUAAAGAGGAGAGAGGACUGUACCAGGACAAGGUGUUCUGCUUUGUCCAUCUGAGUGUUCAGGAGUUCCUGGCUGCUCUUCAUGUUCAUCUGACCUUCAUCAACUCUGGACUCAAUCUCAUGGAAGAACAACAAACAAAGUCGCUGUCAUCCAUGUUAUUAAACAAACCAGACCCCACACAUCUUUACCAAAGGGCGGUAGACAGAGCAAUAGAGAGUCCAAAUGGACACCUGGACUUGUUUCUCCGCUUCCUCCUGGGUCUUUCUCUGGAGACCAAUCAGAGACUCCUACAAGGUCUGCUGACACAGAAAGGAAGUAGCUCACAGACCAAUCAGGAAACCAUUCAGUACAUCAAGAAGAAGAUCAGUGAGAACCUGUCUGCAGAGAAAAGCAUCAACCUGUUCCACUGUCUGAAUGAACUGAAUCAUCAUUCUCUGGUCCAGGAGAUCCAACAGUCAUUGAGUUCAGGAAGUCUCUCCACAGAUAAACUGUCUCCGGCUCAGUGGUCGGCUCUGGUCUUCACCUUACAGUCAUCAGAACAAGAUCUGGAUGUGUUUGACCUGAAAAAAUACUCUGCUUCAGAGGAGGCCCUUCUCAGGCUACUGCCAGUGGUCAAAACAACAGCCAAAGUUGUGGCAGGUGGUUGUAAUCUCUCUGAGAGAAGCUGUCCAGCACUGUCUUCCAUCCUCAGCUCUCAGUCCUCAAGUUUAAGAGAGUUAGACCUGAGUAACAACGACCUAAUGGAUUCAGGAGUAGUGCUGCUGUGUGAAGGACUGAGAAGUCCACAAUGCAUGUUGGAGAUUCUAAGCUUGUCAGGCUGCCUGAUCACAAAGAAAGGCUGUUCUUCUCUGGCAUCAGCUCUGAGGUCCAACCCCUCUCAUCUGAAAGAGCUGGACCUGAGCUACAACAAUCCAGGAGAGGCAGGAGUGAAGCUGCUGACAGCUGGACUGGAGGAUCCAGAAUGGAGGCUAGAGACUCUCAGGGUGGAGCCUGCUGGAGAACAAUGGUUGACUCCAGGUCUGAGGAAGUAUUCCUGCCAGCUCACAAUCGACACAAACACAGUGAGCAGAAACCUCAUACUGUCUGAAGACAACAGGAAGGUGACACAUGUGGAGGAGCUUCAGUCAUAUCCUGAUCAUCCAGACAGAUUUGAUCUUCCUCAGCUGCUUUGUAAAGAUGAUCUGACUGGUCGCUGUUACUGGGAGGUCAAGAUAAGAAAAGGAGUCGAUGUAUCAGUGAGUUGCAAAGGAAUUGGAAGAAAAGGAUACAUCAAUGACUGCCGGUUUGGAAUGAAUGAUCGUUCAUGGAGCUUGAACUGCUCUGAUCGCCAUGGUAACUGUGUUUGGUCUAAUAACACAGGAACAUCCGUCUCCUCGUCCUCCUCAGUCUGUACCAUAAUAGCAAUUUAUGUGGACCAACCUGCUGGCAUCAUUUCCUUCUACAGAGUCUCCUCUGACUCACUCAUCCACCUCCACACCUUCAACACUAAAUUCACUGAACCUCUGUAUCCUGGGUUUGCUGUCUUUACCGAUUCCUCUGUGACUCUUUGUUGAGCUUAUUCUGGAACCAAGGUUUCUUCACUGACGCAGUCUUUCACUGGAGAUCAAGAUGUCCCUGCAUGUGUCCUUCAGUGCAGCAUGUGGAGAGCUGUGGACAAAGAGGAAGAACACUGAGGAGCAGUUUUGUAGCUUUGCAUUAGAAAAAUGUUUAAAGCUGUUAAACGGUCUCAACAUCAUUGAUACUAAAGAUUAAUUAAUGUCAGCUCUUUGGUCAUUAGAUGAAUUGAAUCAGAACAUCGGUGGUGUGCAAUCAAGCCAAGAGGAAAAAUCAGACUAAACUCUAAGCCACAAAGAAAUGUGAGACUUUUACCGGAACCAAGGAACAAAAUUAAAGCCUCUCGAAAUCUCUUGAUAUUAGCUUGUGUGAUUUGGUUUAAUUUUGAAAUUCAGAUGAAAGUGUUGUAAGAGAUUAUGUGACCCCAGAGACUGGACUGCAUUAUCGGUUGCCUUGGAGAUUGCAGAGGAACGGACUCUGGAGACCAGAGGCUGACAUACAUAGAUUGGACGGAAUGACUGAUUGGAUAAAUGUGUUGGCUGGGACACGUCUGCAUUAUAAUAUCCUUUCCACCAAUGUGAUGAACGAAAGGCUGUUUUCAUGCUGUACACGCUCCUGAAUGGAUGUAACACAACUGAUCCUAUAAAAGGUCUGGGUGAAGGAUAAAUGUCAGACUCGCUCUAAGUCUCUCUCUCUCUCUCUCUCUCUCUCUCUCUCUCUCUCUGAAGUACUGAAAAGACGUCAGCAUUGUGUGAGAAACCAGUACUGGGACUGAAGCAUCUCUCUGCCUUUUAGAUUAAAUAUGGUAAAUAUAAUUAUGGUUUCAGGAGUCUUUUUACUCCUAAAGAGGUCUACAGUAGAAACAGCACCUUAUUCUGUAAAAGAACCUGGGGUGACCGCAGCAAGGUCAACAAUCAGUAACAAAUGGUGAUUCUGCCCUGACUGAAGUGGUGUUUUGAAUUUUGAGCCGCAGAGGAGAUGACAACACAGCAGCAUCUGCGAAGAAAAUAAGCUGAGAUUUACUUUUUAUUAAAUCUCUAGGAUCUGUGAUGUCAGAUCCUAUGUGAGCAGAGUUUUUUGUAAAUUUUAAGGGCAGAGGAAUGAUUCAGGAUGAUUGAUUUUAAACGGGUCUAAGUAUGCGGUUGAUCGCC